Macrobrachium nipponense is the source of this 2555-nucleotide messenger RNA. RefSeq names its product beta-alanine transporter-like. Gene Ontology annotation, cellular component: membrane. Lineage: Eukaryota; Metazoa; Arthropoda; Malacostraca; Decapoda; Palaemonidae. Gene Ontology annotation, biological process: transmembrane transport. Gene Ontology annotation, molecular function: transmembrane transporter activity. The record is from RefSeq and is a predicted model, not a curated record.
GCAUCACUCGCUCUGGUUUCAGUUGGUUCUGUUCUGCGUUUGAGACUAGGGAAUGGCGAAGGAAUAUUCAUCAGAAGAAGAGGAAAACCUGCUAGAGAAUGUGGCGAAGCACCCUUCCCUUUGUAACACAGCUUCUCUAGAGAUACAGGAAGAUGUCACAGGGGAAACGAUGACUGUUCAGGUUGAUGUUGCCAUGAGAGGAGGAAUCGCCCCAGAUUUGCUGUCGUCUGUGACGACGGUCGAAGAAAGAUCAUUGUCUGGUCAUCGUUUCCAUUCACUGUAUCGGAACAGACGACAAUUGAGCUGCAGAGGAAAACGAAAGGGAAAGGAAAAAGAGAUGAAUAGUAACAUGGAAAUGAGUACCAUUGAGGUUCCAACUGUGGAUAGGAUUAAGAGGAAAGAGGACGAGGUCUCCCAUACUACUGAACCGAUUUCUUUCCAAUAUUUCCUGGAUCUGGUAGGAACUAGUGGACCCUGGAACUAUCUGGUUUUCCUACUUUGUGCUACAUAUUCCUUCGUGAGUCCCUUUCAGUCGCUCUCUUACCAGUUCUUAGGAGACACUCCAGACCACUGGUGCCACAUCCCUGAGUUAGUCGAUGCUAACUGGACGGAUCUUCAGAUUCUUCGUUUUGCCGUUCCUUUUGACAAUGCCACGGGGAAGUAUGACGGAUGUCUCAUGCGCAAUCUCAACUACUCCUCCGCUGCUGAACUUGGCUACGAGGAGAGCCUGGAGCAAUUGGAUGCCCUCACUAUAGACGACAGGGAAAUCAAGUGUCCAACAAGAGACUUUAAUUUGACUGAUUUCCCGUCGACGGUUGUGACCGAGUGGGACCUCGUCUGCAACAGAAGAUUCCUAUAUUCAACCACCUUCUCUGCCAGUUUCUUCGUCAGGUUGUUCACUUCACCUUUCACAGGUUUCAUCAUUGAUGCGUUUGGUCGCCGAUUGAGUCUGCUAGUGAGCUUGGCUCUGUUCAUACCAAGCGGCUUGUUGCAGCAGCCUCUACCAACUUCGUUAUGUAUUUCAAUGCCACGGGGAAGUACGACGGAUGUCUUAUGCGCAAUCUCAAUUACUCCUCCUGCUGCUGAACUUGGGUACGAGGAGAGCCUGGAGCAAUUGGAUGCCCUGACUAUAGACGACAGGGAAAUCAAGUGUCCAACGAGAGACUUUAAUUUGACUGAUUUCCCGUCGACGGUUGUGACCGAGUGGGACCUCGUCUGCAACAGAAGAUUCCUAUAUUCAACCACCUUCUCUGCCAGUUUCUUCGUCAGGUUGUUCACUUCACCUUUCACAGGUUUCAUCAUUGAUGCGUUUGGUCGCCGAUUGAGUCUGCUAGUGAGCUUGGCUCUGUUCAUACCAAGCGGCUUGUUGGCAGCAGCCUCUACCAACUUCGUUAUGUAUUUAAUUCUACGGAUCCUCGUUGCCCAGUUUGAUAUGUGCUGCUACAUGGCGAGCUAUGUUUUGUGCCUGGAAUUAAGCGGCAAAUCCCAGAGGUCGAUGCUGGGAGUUCUCUUCAGCGUCCCUUGGGCUCUGGGCUACAUGGCGCUUCCGGGCGUGGCUUACCUCAUACGGGAGUGGAGGUUCCUGCAGCUGGCUCUGAUGAUCCCCGCCCUCUUCAUGGUCGUUGAAUUUUGUGCCAACGUGUACCUCUACAUGUUCUUUGGUGGCCUCUUGGAGUUGCCCUCCUACAUUCUCUUGUGGCCUCUCGUCUCCUUCUUGGGCCGCAAAUGGUCCUUCAUUUCCCUCUUCGUGGCGUGUGGGGCCGCCAUCGUCAUCAUCCCAAUCCUGGAUGAGUUCGCUCCUACAGCUCCGGUAAGUGCCAAGGUGGCGUUUUCUCUCCUUGGCAAGAUGGCCAUCAACAUGGCUUUCCAGCUGGCCUUCCUGUACACGGCGAAUUGUAUCACACAUCACACGUUCCUUCUACAUCAGUUUGGUGCCAUUUUUUUCGGCUGGAGGCGGUGCAGUGUCGCCUUACAUCAAUGACCUCUUGGUCAACAUAGCUACGUGGGCGCCCCCCGUGACUUUUGCAGCGAUGUCCUUCCUGGCGGGGGCGUUAAGUCUCACUUUACCGGAAACGAAGGACGAGGAACUUCCGGAAGACGUUGGCGACGUUGAAACGUCCGCUUCUGCGUCCCAUCCGAAAAGAGGGUCGUCGUAGGGAAUAAUCGUUUGUGCAAGAGUGUUUUGUGUUUUGUGUGAUGACGAUGAUGAUGUUGAAUGUACUUAGGUGUAAUGCGUUAUUUUCAUUUGACGCGUCUCUGAUCGCUUGUCGCCCGCGGAAGGGACGGGAAAUCUUUGUCAGCAACUGGAUGUUUGUCGUUGUUUUAUUUGCUUCGAAAGAGAGGAAAGUGGCAUUUCAGGUUUGUAGUAAUAAUGAUUAGAUAUUAUGGAGGUUAAUGUUUUCACUUAUGCUGUGAAGUCUUUCGUUCGCCAAGUUUUUGUUGAAUUUCCGUUUUGUUUGUUUUCAAUAUCAUCCAUUACUAGUAGUGUUGUAUAGUAGAAAACUUUUUAAUUUAAUUUUGUAUUUUAUAGAUAAUUACAGCAUGAUGCAUGUUCA